CCAAGACAGAGAGAGAGUCUUUUUUAGCAUUCUGACAAAACUGUCUGUUUCCCGCCAUAAUAACCGACAAAAUCUCCACACUCCCCGAGACAUCUCUCUUGAGAUUCCCCACACACUCCUCCUCUUCCUUCUCCCCCAAAGAUGCUACCUUCCCCCUUCGACACUCAAUGGCGUCCCUCACUCCCGGAGUUCUCUCCAACCUCCUCGAACUCGCCGCCGGAAAAGUCACUCCUUCUUCUCCGCCGUUGUUUUCUUCGCACCGUUUCCCGCUCCUCCAGGUCAUAGAGAUCGUCCCCUGUCUCUCCGACAACCAGUGGCGCAGCGAACGGUUCUUCGUCAAAGUCUCCGACUCUCUCCACGCCGCUUACGUCGCCGUUUCCGCCGCCGACGACGCCGAUCUGAUACGCUCCGAUGAGUUACAGCUGGGACAGUUCGUUUACAUCCGCGGCGGUCUACACGUCGAGAAAGGGUGUCCUGUUCCCGUCGUCCGUGGGCUUAAGCCUGUCCCGAAGCGGCGGACGUGCGUUGGAAACCCUAGCGAUCUCGUCUCUAGCGACUUGCUUCUUGAUUUUCCUCGGGUCUCGGUUGAUACGACGACCAAGGAGAAUAAGAAGAAGAAGAAGAAUCUCGGUGGUGAGACGAGGAGGUUUAGCUUGGAUUCCGCGAGACGGAGUUGUUGGGAUCAUACUAGUCCUCCGGUGACUCGCCGCCGUGACGCCGCGUUGCUUCUUUCUUCUUCCCCACGUCUCAAACCCAAAUUGGUCUUGAGUGAUAAGAAUCUGCCAAAGAAUGAGUCCCCAUCAAAGCACCUUAACUGCGAAACCCCUACCUUAAGAAACAGAAACGUGGUUAAGCCUGCAUCACCUGUAGCCAUAUCCAAAUCUCCAAAAGAUGGUAUCAAGCCGUUGUCAAAGGCAGUGACUCCAUCAGUUGCGUAUUAUAAGCUGCCUUCAAGUCACAGGACUUGGUCUGACCAGAGAAUCUCAUGGACUGGACUCCCCAAAACCAUUCAAUCGCUUGGAAAGGAAGUUUCGUCACAUAGACAAGUAGCAGUAAAGGCCGCAGUAAAAGCACUAGAGGAAGCAUCUGCCAUGGAGUCUGUUCUGCUAAGUUUACAGUCCUUCGCUGAACUAUGCGACUCUUUUAAACAUUUAUCAGCGGGACAAGUUGUGCGCCGGUUCUUGGACAUCUACCACAGUACACAGAACACAGGCCAAGCACUCUGUCUGUUGCUUACUCACAACGGUUCGUGUAGAUCAGCAGGUAAGAAAAAUGCAGCAGUUUGGGUUCAAGAUGCAGUAGUGACGGGUUUUUCCCAAUUCAACUUAUUCAAAGAGCCUGAAAAACAAGAUGAUGCUGCUUCUCCCGGAGACCAUCAUCAUCACUACAUUGUUAUUCAAAAAUCCUCUGAGAAACUAAGUCCCAAGGAGACGACAACAAGUCCAAGAAACCAAACUUACAAGGGCCUGAAACUGCCUUCAGCGAAACAUUGUUUUGUCUCUGAGAGAAGUAACUUAGAAGGUAAAAACAGGUUAAAAGAGUCGCUGAGUUUAGCGGAGGAGCUACUCCGAGUUUCCAGCCAAUGGUUCUUGAAGUAUUUGGAGAACUCACUGAAGAAAUGGUCAUUCUUUGUGAAGAAUGAAGAAGCAAAUGGAAAAGACUCACUGAUAGGCAACCUUAAAGCAGUAAACUGUUGGCUCGAUGAUCUGAUCUCAAACAGAGGUGAAAUCAGUGAGAAAGUCGAAGAUUUAAGAAAGAAGCUGCAACGGUUUCUACUUAGACAUAUAGAAUCUGCCAUUGGAGAAACAAUGUAACAUAAUCCUUCAGGAUUUUUUUUCAUUUGUAAGAAUUUAAUGUUAUAUUUGGGAGUGUUUAAUUUCAUAGUUGCCGAACUUUGAGAUU
Molecule: messenger RNA, 1902 nt
Organism: Raphanus sativus (radish)
Lineage: Eukaryota; Viridiplantae; Streptophyta; Magnoliopsida; Brassicales; Brassicaceae
Exons: 4
Coding region: 168-1814 (548 amino acids)
Source: RefSeq, a predicted model, not a curated record